This is a messenger RNA of Engraulis encrasicolus (European anchovy), 5165 nucleotides long. RefSeq names its product tripartite motif containing 33 (gene trim33). Gene Ontology annotation, molecular function: protein binding; zinc ion binding. Lineage: Eukaryota; Metazoa; Chordata; Actinopteri; Clupeiformes; Engraulidae. The record is from RefSeq and is a predicted model, not a curated record. Gene Ontology annotation, cellular component: chromatin. The transcript is spliced from 21 exons. Bases 4 to 3915 code for a protein of 1303 amino acids.
AAGAUGGCGGAUAACAAAGGCGAAGGGGAUACGGAGAGCUGCACUGCUAUGGAGGUAGUGGCACAGGGAGAAGAAAGUGGAGACCCAAUAACUAAAGAUGCCGAUGGCGUAAUUGUUAUAGAACCGCUAACGAAGGAAGAGGUGAGCGGGCAAUCCCAAGAGAAUGUUUCCCAGGUGCCUACACCCAAUGGUGAAGGCAGCAACGGGAGUAAUGGUAACGCUAGCAGCGACGGAGGUGGUGGAGGAGGAGGAGGAGAAAGCAGCAGCACUAGGACUAGUCCUAAUAGCAACCCAAAUUCUGUGUCCACGGUGCGACCAGGGUCUGGUGAUAACAGUAGGAACUCACCUGCGGUUUCAACAGAAACAUCGCCCUCUCCAUCAUCAGCGAAUGUUAAAGACGCUCCAGCCGCAGCAGCCACCCCUGCAGCCCCGCUAAACCUAUUGGAUACGUGCGCUGUGUGUAAACAAAGUCUACAGAAUCGAGACUGUGAGCCCAAACUCUUACCAUGUCUGCAUUCAUUCUGUUUGAAAUGUAUUCCUCAACCUGAGAGACAAAUUCCAGUUCAAGUCGCCGGACCACAUGGACAGGAUACACAUCUGGUGAAUGUGAUGCGAUGUGCGGUAUGCCACCAGGACUACAAGCAGCCAGACAUCAUCGACAACUACUUUGUCAAGGACACCUCAGAGGCCUCCAACACGUCAGUGGAGAACUCAACGCAGGUGUGCACGAGUUGUGAGGACGAUGCGUCGGCGGUGGGCUUCUGUGUGGAGUGUGGAGAAUGGCUCUGCAAGACCUGCAUAGAAGCACACCAGAGGGUCAAGUUCACAAAGGACCACAAGAUACGCAAAAAAGAAGACCUCACCUCUGAGGCGGUUGGAGCGUCAGGGCAGCGCCCGGUCUUCUGUCCCAUUCACAAGCAGGAGGCUCUCAAGCUCUUCUGCGAGACCUGCGACACACUAACCUGUCGAGACUGUCAGCUCCUGGAACACAAAGAGCACAGGUACCAGUUUUUAGACGAGGCCUUUCAGAAUCAGAAGUCCAUCAUCGAGGCCUUCAUGGCCAAGCUGCAGGAGAAGAGGAACAUCGUCCAUUUCUCGGCCAAUCAGGUGCAAGGCAGGCUUAAAGAGGUUACGGAGACGCACAAGAAAGUGGAGCACGAGAUUAAGAUUGCGGUGUUUACGCUCAUCAAUGAGAUCAACAAGAAGGGCAAGUCUCUCCUGCAGCAGCUGGAGAGUGUGACAAAGGAGCGCAGCUUGCGUCUGAUCAGCCAGCAGAAGGACAUCGGCUGUCUGGGCCAGCAGAUCCUGCACGUGCUCAGUUUCACCCACUGGGCACUCACCAACGGCAGCAGCACCGCACUGCUCUACAGCAAGAGGCUGAUCACCUUCCAGCUGCGGUACAUCCUGAAGGCCCGUCUGGACCCAGUUCCCCAGGCCAAUGGUUCCGUCCGGUUCUACUGCGACCCCACUUUCUGGGCCAAGAACGUGGUCAACCUUGGUAACUUGGUGAUCGAGAAGGUCCCUCAGUCCCCGCACGGCCCGCCCAACAUGAUGGGCCAGAUGCCCAACCCUGCAGCGGCGGGCCAGAACCACCACGGCCCCCAGGGCAAGCACCCGGGCCAGAUCAACCUGGCGCAGCUCCGGCUACACCACAUGCAGCAGCAGGCGCAGGCGGCACAGCAGGCGGCACAGCAGGCCUCCAUGGCCCAGAAGCAGCAUCACCAGCACCAACAGCAGCUGCAGCAGGACUGCCUUUACAGUGCGUUUCCCAUUCUUCAGCAGCAGCAGCAGCAGCAACGGGAGCGUGAGCACCAGCAGCACCAACACCAACAGCACCAGCACCAGCAGCAGCAGCUCCAGCAGCAGCAGAUCCAGCAGCAGAUGCGCAUCGCCUCCCAGAUGUCCCAGAUGCCCCGGCCUGGGGGGCCGCCGCCCGGCAUGGUCCAGCAACAGCCCCCCAGGCUGAUCAGCAUGCAGAGGGGCGAUGUGAACGGCGGACCCCCCCACAUGUUCCCUCCCCACGCCCUGCGCAUGCCCACCCAGCAGGUGCGCAUCACCAACGCCCAGCCUCGCCUCGCCAGCCAGCAGUACCCCAUGAUGCAACCGCAGCUACAGAGACAGCACUCGAACCCGGGCCACGCCGGUCCCUUCCCCGUGUCGUCGCUGCACAACGUGAACGCCAACAGCCCCACCAGCCCCACAAGCGCCAGCAUGGCCAACGCCCACGCACAUCGGGGGCCCGCCAGCCCCAUAGUGGGCGCCAUUGAGCUCAUCCCCUCCGUCACCAACCCAGAGAACCUGCCGUGCCUGCCUGACAUCCCGCCCAUACAGUUGGAGGAUGCGGGCUCCAGUCAGCUGGACAGCAUCCUGAGUCGCUACAUCUCCGCCUCCACCCACCCGCCUCCCCACAACGCACUCAGCAUCAACACCUCCCCCAACCCCUCCAUACACUCCCCCGGCUCAUCAGGGUUGUCUAACUCCCACGCUCCGCUCCGACCCUCCAGCAACUCCAGCACAGGAAGUCGGGGCAGCUGUGACUCUGCUGGCAGGCUGGGCUCUGGGGCUCCCUCCGGUGGCGAGGUGGUGAAAGUGAAGCAGGAGCCGGGCACAGAGGAGGACAGCAGCAGCUACUCAGCAGCCAACGUCAAGAGCGAACUGGGCAAGGACGGACGCCGCAGCGCCUGCAUGAUGAGUAGUCCAGAGAGCAGCAGUAAUGCCACCCCUCCCAUGUCGGUGCUGGCCGGCGUGUCCUCGGGCUCCAUGCAGGAGGUGCUGCGCACCCUGGGGGACAUCGUCAAGUCCGAGCCCCAGGACUCCUCCACCGCCAGCGGCUGCAGCCAGCAGCAGGCCAACAACAGCAACCGCACCUCCAUGCCCGCCCCCACAGCCUCCAACUCCGCCUCUACCUCCAACUCCUCCUCCUCCACGAACAACACAUCCUCCUCAUCCUCAUCUCAAACGCAAACCACACCCGUCCAGCCUCCGUUGACCAAUGGCAACGCAAGCGCGAAAUGUUCCUCCACAGCGACGUCAGACACGACAGCGCCACAGGCGAGUGGGGAGACGUCAGGGACGGGAGGGGGAGGGGCGACGGAGGGGGGGAAGGAAGACGACCCGAAUGAGGACUGGUGCGCCGUGUGUCAAAACGGGGGAGAGCUGCUGUGCUGCGACCGCUGCCCGAAGGUCUUCCACAUCACCUGCCACAUACCCAUGCUACGAUGCUUACCCAGUGGUGAGUGGAUGUGUACGUUCUGCCGGAGCAUGUCUAGCCCUGAGAUCGAGUAUGACUGCGACGACGACCCGCCACAGAAGGAGCCGAGCGACCAGGCCCUGAGCCGAGAGGACCAGCGGAGGUGUGAGCGGCUGCUGCUCUAUCUCUUCUGCCAUGAGCUGAGUAUUGAGUUUCAGGAGCCUGUGUCCCCCAACGUGCCCAACUACUAUAAGAUCAUCAAGCAGCCAAUGGCGUUGAACACGGUGAAGCAGAAGCUGCAGCUGAAGCAUGCGCAGCACUACCGCACAGCCACCGAAUUUGUGGCCGACGUGCGCCUGGUCUUCAGCAACUGUGCCAAGUACAACGAGAUGUCUCGAAUAAUCCAGGUUUAUGAUGAGGAGAAACCAGUUAAUGUACAGGCUGACUCGGAGGUGGCAGAGGCUGGGAAGGCGGUGAGCAUGUACUUCGAGGAGAGGCUGAAGGAGCUCUACCCAGACCAGGACUUCCCCAUCAUCCCCGAGAGCGAGCCGUCCUCAGACCAGGACCAGGACGGAGGAGAGACGGCAGAGCAGGACAAGGAGGAGGAAAGGGAGAAAGAGAAAAAGAAGGAGGGCGGAGAUGACGACGACGACGCCACCGACGACUCGGAGGACGAAGUUGUGCAGCCGAAACGCAAGCGCUUAAAAACGAGCCCGUGCAUAUAAGCGCAUGGAGAACGGGAGAGUGAGAUUGAGAAGGUGGGAGGAAGGGGGAGGGAGAGUUUUUUUUUUUAAAUCUAAUUGAAAAACACUGACUGACUGAGCCCCCAGCUGUGGAGAAAGCAAAAUGGCUGCACGUAAUGUGAAGAGAAGGAUGGAUUGGUCUUCCUCAUCAUCCCACACACCCUCUCUGCUCCCUCACACUCAUUCUUACAUACGGGACCUGCUGGCACACACACACACACACACACACACACACACACACACACACACACACACACACACACACACACACACACACACACACACACACACACACACACACACACACACACACACACACACACACACACACACAGGGCCGCUGACAGCUUUGGCUUGGCCCAGGAGGACAAAGUCAUCUGUGAAGGCCCCCACCCAAUACAUACAAUGUAAUGACAACCCAAUUCUGGGCCCCCUCUGUCCCUGGGCCCGGGACAACUGUCCCCUUUGUCCCCACCUGCCGGCUUCCCUGCAUACACACCAUUAUUCCAGAGCUACUUUUAUUCGCCCACUACGAAAAAUGCCUUGUUAUUAUUAUUGUUAAUAUAAAAGAAAUCAACUUUUACCAAGAAGUGUACACAGAGUGGCAGAAGAACUUUUUCCCCCGUUGGUGUGUCAAUGUGACGGAUGGCUCUCAACAAUGGAGGCGGUGGCACAGUUUUGGAACUGUUACAGUGGGAUAACUUAAUGAGUCGUUUUUUUAUUAUCAUUACUGUUAUUAUUAUUAUUAUUAUUACUACUAUCAUUUACGAUGCUGUUUGUAAAUUUGUUGUGAACAAUGCUUUAUAAAAGACCAUACACUCUCAUCUCCCCCCUAUCCCUUGAUGUAUAAUAAUGUUUAACACGGUAUUAUACCUUCUGGGUAUUUGUGUGUGUGAAUGAGCAUGAAUGGAUGUGUGUGUGUGCGAGCGCAUGGUUGUGUUUGAAUGUUUGUUGGAGAAAAAAAAGACAGUCCAUUGCUGUAAAUAAGAGUAUUCAUUCAAAAACAUGACUGAAGACUGGUUUGUUUGGUCAUUUACUUCAAUAAAAAGGUUUAAAUGCAGUGUUGCCUGUAAACUGCAACGGACCCAUUUUUUGUUAUAAUAGCCUACUUGGUUUUAAUGUUCACUCUGUAACAACAGAGCAAAUUGUUGUGUUGAUAUUCCUUUCCAGUAGCAUACAAUAAAGCAACUGGCCAAAAGGGAUGGUUACUGAAUAAAAUGGGAAGAUGAAAA